CGGAAGCGGAAGCGGCGGCCCCGGCCCGUCAUGGCGGCGCCCAGCGCGGAGCGGGAGCGGCGGCGCUUCGGGCAGCGCCUCCUCACAGACCCCGCGCGGCUCUUCCAGCACAACGCCUGGGAUAAUGUGGAAUGGUCAGAAGAGCAGGAAUCCAGUGCCAGGAGUAAAGUUCAAGAGAACAGCUCCCAGCUGUUGCCACAGGAUAAACAAGAGGAAUAUGAGGUGAAUGCUAAGAGAUAUUGGGAUGACUUCUAUAAAAUCCACGAAAAUGGCUUCUUCAAGGACAGGCACUGGCUGUUCACUGAAUUUCCUGAGCUGGCCCCCAACAGGACCUCAAGCCAAAAUGGGGAUUCUCUGCAUGAAUUCAGUACCAAAGAAGAAUCCAACAGUGAAAGGUGUGAAAAUGGACAUUGUUCAUUGGAAACCAGGACAGAGGGGCAGUUCAGCCUGCUCCAAAGCACAGCUGAGGGGUGCACAGAGGACUUGGCUGCACAGGAGCACAGGGAGCUGACCCAGAGGGCUGGAGAUUACCCAGGAUCAGCUGCAUCUUACCGUGUGUUGGAGGUUGGCUGUGGGGCUGGGAAUACAGUCUUCCCAAUUUUACAAACCAACAAUGACCCAGGCCUGUUUGUUUAUUGCUGUGAUUUUUCUACAGCAGCUGUGGAUCUUGUCCAGAACCAUGCAGAAUAUGAUUCUUCUCGCUGCUUUGCCUUUGUCCAUGACCUGUGCAACGACCAAAGUCCUUUCCCAAUGCCAGAGGAGAGUCUUGACAUUGUUAUUCUUAUCUUUGUCCUCUCAGCAAUUCUCCCAGAGAAGAUGCAGAGCGUUGUGAGCAGACUGAGCCGCCUCCUGAAGCCAGGGGGGAUGAUUUUGUUACGGGAUUACGGACGCUACGACCUGGCCCAGCUUCGGUUUAAGAAAGGUCAAUGUCUGUCUGAAAACUUCUAUGUGAGAGGUGAUGGCACCAGAGUCUACUUCUUCACACAAGAUGAAUUAAACCACCUCUUCACCACGGCUGGGCUGGAGAAGGUCCAGAACGUGGUGGAUCGGCGGCUGCAGGUGAACCGUGGGAAGCAGAUGACGAUGUACCGGGUGUGGAUCCAGUGCAAGUACCGCAAACCCGGCACCCCCCGGGCCUGAGGCACGGCCUGGGCUCUGGGGCUGGAGCCUCUCCGUGCCCAAGGAGUGUCUCCUCCUGGUGAGACGUGGUUUGAUGGAGUCCUGCACACCCAGGACACCUCAGUGCCUCGUGCAGUGCCUGGUGUCACUGCGAGUUCUGCCAAGGAUGAACGCCCUGAGAGUGGACCAAGGGGUGUUUUAGGUGUCAUAAAAUAUACUGAGUUGGAAGGGAGCCAUCAAGGUCAUUGAGUCCAACUCCUGGCCCUGCACAAGACGCCCCAAGAAUCCCACCACGUGCCUGAAAGUGUUGUCCAAAUGCUCCUUGAACUCAGACAGCCCUGGUGCUGUGCCCACUGCCCUGGGGAGCCUGUUCAGUGCCAACCACCCUCUGGGGGAAGAAGCUUUCCCUGAGAUCCAACCUGACCCUCCCCUGCACAGCUCCAGCCAUUCUCUCAAGUCCUGUCACUGGUCACAGGGAGCAGAGAUUGGUACCUGCCCCUCCACUGCCCCUCAUGAGGAAGCUGCAGACCCCAGUGAGGUCUCCCCUCAGUCUCCUUUCUCCAGGCUGAACAAACCAAGUGCCCUCAGCCUCCUCAUAAGGCUUCCCCUCCAACCCUUCCCCAUCCUCAUGGCCUCCUUUGGACUCUCUAAUGGCUUAAUGCCUUUUUUUUAUAUUGUGUCCCUCUGCCACCCCAGGGCAGAGCAGAGCAGGACAAUCCCCUCCCUGAUGCCCCCAGGACAGGGUUGGCUGCCAGGGCACUGCUGACUCAGGGCCAACUGGCACCCACCAGGACCCCCAGGGCCCUUUCCCAGCUCUGCUUUUCCAGCCUCUCUUUCCCAGUCUGUCCAUCCAUCCUGGGUUGCCCCAUCCCAGGGGCAGAAUCCAGCACCUCCCCUUGUUGGAAUUCCUAUGGUUGGUGAUUCCCAGCUCUUUGAUUUGUGGAGGUCUCUCUGCAGGGCCUCCCUGCCUUUGAGGGAAUCAACUGCUCCUCCCAGUUUAGUAUCAUCAGCAAACUGAAGUGUUCCUUCAAAGUCCAGCAUCCAAGUCACUAAUGAAGAUGUUGAAGAGAACUGGGCUGAGGAUGGAGCCCUGGGUCUGAGUUUUUAAAAUUAUUUACGGUUUUAACAACUGAAGAAGUGGUCCUGGUGUCUUCCAGCAGCUGAGCAAGAUGAGUAGCAAGUCACUCAUACUCUGGAUUUCCACAUGAAACAGGAGAGCUGUGACCUCACCUCUGUCUUGUGUGCUCGUGUCUCGUGAACAGAGAACAUACAAAGGCACUAAAUCUGCUCUUCUCUGCAGCUGGUCACUGCUAGGAACCCCUUGGCCAGCUUAUCUCAUGCAACUCUCUUCUGGUCAUUCAGGUUUGUGCCAAUCCACAAGUUCAAACACAUUGAUCUGAGGGCAGGAGCUGAGACUGUGAGAGUCUCUCUGUGCCAGCUGCCCCUGGAUGCCCCAAGGUGUGCAGAUCACCUGUGGAGAAAGGAGAUGCUGCUGCUUUGCCCUCACUGCCCACAGGGGUGUCCACCCAGGGAACCAGCACACCACAGCUCAGCUGCUGGAAAUUCCUGUCAGGCAGGAUUCAGGUUUUCAAAGAUUUAGGGCUGAUGCCAGUUUGGGGGCACCUUCAGAGUGCAGCAUAUCAGAAGCAGCCCAUGGGACCAGGGUUUAUAAAUAAUUACCUGCUUUUUCUGCUGGUCACAAACUGCCCUGUCAUGGUGAUGUGCCAAACCCAAGCAGACAAGACACUUGUCUUUGAUCCAGAAUCUGCAGAAUAUUUAAUUUCUGCACUCUUGUUUAAUUCCUUAGAGGAAGCCAACAUUGUGGCUUUGUGGAGGUAUUUCCCCACCUUUGACAGCAAAUAUCUUUUAUCUCAGCCUGUUUUCUUUUGUUAUUUUUAGGGUGUGGUACAACAGGUAUUAGAAUAAAUUUUGUGGUCAUGCUUUUCA
This is a messenger RNA of Pseudopipra pipra, 3066 nucleotides long. RefSeq names its product methyltransferase 2A, tRNA N3-cytidine (gene METTL2A). The transcript is spliced from 9 exons. The record is from RefSeq and is a predicted model, not a curated record. NCBI's taxonomy places the organism in Eukaryota, Metazoa, Chordata, Aves, Passeriformes, Pipridae. Bases 31 to 1140 code for a protein of 369 amino acids. Gene Ontology annotation, molecular function: tRNA (cytidine-N3)-methyltransferase activity.